CAUCAGGUUUUUGCAGACCUCACCACUAUUUCACUGGCUCGGAUCGGUGUGUGUCUGUGUGUGCGUGUAUUUCCAUUUCGUUUAUAGUGCCGCACCCUGCCUUCUGUGCGUAAAACCUCCCACAUACACCAUCACACACGCAACGCGCGCGCGCGCACACACACACACACACACUACACACACACACACUCCACGUUUCUUCCAGCCAGGACGAGCGGAGGACAGCGGCUCACCUCACGGACAGGUUGGACUCAGACAUGGGAGAGGAGCGGCGGCUUUUCUGGCUAUGACACGGACACACCUGGCGGAAAGAAGAAGGACGGGAAGGAUGGCUCUGGGCAGCCGGGAAAUGUUGAGCUUGAUCGGAACCGCCUGCCUCUGGCUGCCGCUGUUGGCGGAGGUGGUGGCUGAGGACAGUUACUUAUACGACGUGCAGAACUCAGUGCCUCUGUCCUGCUCUGAGGGAUUCACAGAGUUGGGAUACUACAACGGCACCGUGUCCCAGACGGACUCGGGCGCCCCCUGUCUGAAGUGGACUGAGUUCCCAGACUACGUCAUGCAGUACCCGGGCCGCGGGCUGGGCGACCACAGCUACUGCAGGAACCCGGACCGCGAGUCUAACCCCUGGUGUUUCUUCAGACAAAACUCAGGAGCCAUCGGCUGGGCCUACUGCGACUGCCACCAGGGUGCAGCCCGUCUGGUUGGCAGCUCCUCCUCUGUCAGCGGGCGAGUUGAGGUCUACCUGAACGGCCAGUGGGGGGCGGUGUGCGACUCCCACUGGACUGACAGAGACGCCAGUGUGAUCUGCAGACAGCUGGGUCUGAGUGACAUUGGCACGGCGGUGCAGCACUCACAGUUUGGCUCGGGCUCUGGCCUAUUUCACUACGAGCGACUGGGUUGCCGUGGAGACGAGAACACCCUCAGCAAGUGCCGGAGCAGGACAUUCGUCACCGGAGACUGUAGCCAUGGAAACGAGGCCGCAGUGUUGUGUGCGGCACCAGAAGGCAGCGGCCCCCCUCUGAGGCUGGUCGGGAGCGAGGAGGACUUCGAAGGGCGCGUGGAGGUGUUCCACGCUGGAAGGUGGGGCUCCGUCUGCGAUGACCAGUGGGACGACAGAGAUGCGGAGGUGGUGUGCAGGCAGCUUGGUUUUGGGGGGAUUGCGAUGGCCUGGUCAUGGGCUCACUUCGGUCAGGGUUCAGGUCCCAUCCUGCUGGAUGCUGUCAAGUGCUCGGGAAACGAGCUCUUCCUGGACCAGUGCCCUCAUGGCGACUGGGAGCAGCACAACUGUGACCACAUGGAGGACGCUGGCGUCUCCUGCAGCCCUUACACAGACGGUGUGGUGCGUCUGGUUGGAGGAGACAGCCCCUGGGAGGGUCGGGUCGAAGUGUUUCACAACGGCGACUGGGGGACGGUGUGUGACGACCACUGGACCCAGCAGCAUGCAGAGGUGGUCUGCAGACAGCUGGGCUACAGGGGUCAUGCUGAGGUGGUAUCGGACGGAACAUUUGGCGAGGGCGUCGGUUUGAUCCUCCUGGAUGACGUCCAGUGCGAGGGAUCUGAGACGUCCCUGCUGGACUGUCAACACGGGAUCUGGGGACGGACCGACUGCUCCCACAGCGAGGACGUCGGCGUCCGCUGCAGGGGAAGACCGAGCCAAGAGACCAAUGAAGUGCCGGUUAUUGCGCCUUCCACAGGUCCCCUGGUACGUCUCGUGGGUGGCAGCAGCAGGAAGGAAGGUCGAGUCGAGGUGUAUCUCCAUGGUGACUGGGGAAGUAUUUGCGACUCAGGCUGGAACGACCUGAAUGCGGCUGUGGUGUGCAGACAGCUAGGACACAGUGGUGGUGCUGUAGCAGCGGGAGGGUUCGGUCAGGGGAAGGGACCCAUCCACCUGGACCAGGUGAGGUGCACGGGGAAGGAAGAGUUCCUGGGAGAGUGUCCCACUCUGGGUCAAAGCAUCCAGGGCUGCAGACGCAGGGAGGAUGCAGGGGUGAGGUGUGACGUCAGGCCACGGGAGUCAGCAGCAAAGGCCAAGUCUGAAGAGCUGAGCUGUGGGCUGAGGAAGCUGGCGGAGGACGAGGGGAAGAGGAGGAGUCAGGGAGAGGAGACUUCUAGUUUAAAGACCACGUGGCCUUGGCAGGUGUCAGUGUGGCUUCAGUCUCAAGAAGAAGACGCCGCUCCUCUCUGCAGCGGCACUCUGAUCAGCCCCUGCUGGGCCCUGACGUCCGCUUACUGUAUCACCAGGUUCGGAAACGACCUGUCCCGGUUCGUGGUUCGCGUCGGGGCGUCGAAGAAGACCCUCACCCCGGAGGAGGUGGUGGUCCACAGGAAGUUCAAGGGACAGGGCGGAGGACACGACCUGGCUUUGUUGAAGCUGCCCAGCACCAAGGGCCAAUGUCUGACCUUUGACCCCGACACCAACGCCGCGUGUCUUCCUGCUGCCGACACAGCGUCAGGGGGGAGUAGUCCAUCUUCUUGCGUUGUCAUGGUUACGGCUGGCUGGACAGGACCAGACUCUGUCCUGGCAUCCUGGGUCCCCCUGAUGUCGUCAUGGCAAUGCAAGAAGCGCUAUGGCGACAGCUUCUCCAGCCACGGCACCCUGUGCGCCGGCAGCCCCCCGGACACCAGCCUCCUCCGUGGAGACGGUUGCCAGGGCAACGCCGGAGGCGGGUUAGUGUGUCAGGAGGAGGCGGGUCGGUGGGUCCUGGCCGGGGUUGUCGCCGGGGGUUACGGCUGCUCCGACCCCUCCUCGCCCGCGCUCUACACCCGAGUCAGCCGCUUCAGGAGCUGGAUCGACGAGGUCACCAACGCGCGCCGAGAGGAACGCACGCGCAUCCAGGGCGAGGAUGAACGCUCCCACGCACGCGAGCAGGAAGAAACCAACGAAAUCGUCGACGUUCAACAGAGACGUCGCUCGCGCGCCGGUCACCACGGCAACGCUCACAUCAAAAACACGCGGCGCGUGGAGGAGGCCGACACACUCAGACAAGCUCUGGUGUGACGCCGCGCCGUGACAUCGGCCGCUACCACCUGUGCCACGUGACCGCCGGAGGAAAAAAUCAUUUCAAACCUGAUCAAACGUGUCGUGAAUCCCAAGUGUUUGCGGUUGCUAAUCGUCGGAGCAGCGUGGGCGGCGCCUUCCUCGGGAGUGUGUGGGUGACUUGUUGGUGCUUUACAUGUGAUUAGAGGCAGAACGCGAUGAAGCGGUCGGAGGGGCAGAUUUAUCAGCAUGCUGACCAGGGCCUUUCGACUCAAGAGAAUCAAAAACAUCAGCAUGGCAGCAUGUGUUUUACAGACAGAACAGCAUUAACGCAAAAAUAGACAAAAAAACUAAACAAAAAAACAAACAUCUGGGGGACAUUUUUAAGACGGUCACACAUGAAUCUAUGCUAAACCCACAUACGUACGUGUCAGCUGCCUGAGUCUUAAAGAAAACGUGUAGUUUAAAGGCUGCCUCUACGUCAUCGCCGUCCCUCUCAGAUGAUUCGUAUAGAUAAACUUUGAUAAAGAUGUUUCUCUUACAAACAGGGCUCAUCUCUUCAGGCUGUUCGUCUUCUACCUUUUACUGGUGCAAGUGUUCGUUUAGACCCACGACUAAGCUACUCGACCGAGGACCAUACCAGUGGACGGAGCGUGGCUCAGUGUAUUUAUUCCCACUGAUACAAACUUUAACUUAUCGCCGGCUGUUUGAAAGAACUUACUGGAGUUUUAAAAGUCCAGGUUUCCACAAAAGUAGACUUUUAUCCUGAGCUUUUAACGUCUCUCAAGGUCAAUUAAAUUAUAAAAUACAAUCAGAGAGUAGUAGAAGAAAUGUUUGGAAGCAAUAAAAGGGAAAUCCUCAAACUGCAUCUGCACCAAAACCUUCUUUUAAUGUUUGACCUAAGCUUUUCCAAUACAUACAACUACGACAACACCUGACGUCCAGCCAUUUCUAGUUUCAGCUAAAAUGUUCAGACAAAAAAAAAAACAAAAAAAAACACCGGUAUGGUCCUUUAAAAUUGUACAUUCUCUCUUUUUAAAGCCAUUUGAAGCCGUCGGGUCGUUAACAUCUUUUUUUUUACCGACUCUAGAUAGAUAGGUAGAUAAAUGAAUAGAUAAAUAGGUAGGUGGGUGCUCAGAUAGAUAAAUAGAUAGAUCGCUACUACUCCUGACUUUUAGAUGUUCUGCUUUUCAUUCUGGGUGAGUUAGCGGCGCAGUUAUAUGUUGUUCUCUGAGCAGACGUGUGGUCCGACCAGGAGGUGGCGCCAUUGCUCUAUUUUCAGAGGGGCCACCGAGUCCUUUGCUAACCCUGAUCUUUUUUUAUACCUUAAGUGUUUGGACUUGUGCUCGAUGUGCCGUGAACCAUUGUGUCGUGAAGCAUCUUGUGACCCGCUACCGCUUCUCCAACCUGUUGUAAUAACCCUGUACAGACUCGAUGUUGUGCAAUGAAGAUCUUGUCAGUUCCUGUAAAUACUGUGUGUGUGCGUGUGUGUGUGUGUGAGUGAGUGUGUGUCUGACCGGGCCAUGAGAGUCAAAUGUUCAAGGUUUAAGAUCCUCAGUGUAAUGUGCUGAAUCAUGGUCGAGUAUUAAACGUAUACGUGCCGACAGCA
Mugil cephalus (flathead mullet) is the source of this 4586-nucleotide messenger RNA. RefSeq names its product neurotrypsin. The transcript has 14 exons. Gene Ontology annotation, molecular function: serine-type endopeptidase activity. The record is from RefSeq and is a predicted model, not a curated record. Gene Ontology annotation, cellular component: membrane. Lineage: Eukaryota; Metazoa; Chordata; Actinopteri; Mugiliformes; Mugilidae. Gene Ontology annotation, biological process: proteolysis. Bases 287 to 2998 code for a protein of 903 amino acids.